Molecule: messenger RNA, 637 nt
Organism: Impatiens glandulifera
Lineage: Eukaryota; Viridiplantae; Streptophyta; Magnoliopsida; Ericales; Balsaminaceae
Exons: 2
Coding region: 99-521 (140 amino acids)
Source: RefSeq, a predicted model, not a curated record
ACAGUUCGUUCUCUGGAUUCUAAUGAUCAAGAUCUCAUUUUUAUUGACUAAUCCCAUUUGGGUUUUGCAGGAAUCAACUUCUAAGACGUCAAUAAACCAUGUUUGAUCAAGAGGGGACAACCACCAUGUCUGUUGAGGAGGUGAGAAUUCGUGGGGAGCUAGAGAAGGAAAUUGAGAGGGAUUUGGAGGAAGAGAUCAAAGACGGAAUCUAUCGAUUGGCGUUGCGUUUGCAUCGGUUUUACUUGCGCGAAAAGGAAAGGAAACAUGGUAGUCUAGCAAAUGAGGAAGAAGCAAUCACUCAAGUGAGUAUUACCAUAAGGAUGGAAGGUGCCACAAAAGUGGAGAUUGACGAGAACAAGAAGAAUGGUCGUGAAAAUGCACGUCCUCGUACUUCAAGUUCGGCUGAGAGUGGGCAUGUCAUGGUCCGUGCCAAGGCGAAGAAAUUCGAUUGGGCCGGAAGCCUUAGGUCCGAACCUCGAGUCCCAAUUACCAAUGAGAAGGAGAAACAAUGGGUGAAAUGAUCUCAUAGAGAAUUUAAUCAAUGAGAUAAAUAAAUUGUGAAACAAUAUUGGGUAUAUAUGAUAACAUAUUUUUUAAAUUAUUUUCAAACAUAUUUUAUUAUAACCCCAAAUUCAUU